Colletotrichum gloeosporioides is the source of this 1509-nucleotide messenger RNA. RefSeq lists its product as uncharacterized. Lineage: Eukaryota; Fungi; Ascomycota; Sordariomycetes; Glomerellales; Glomerellaceae. The record is from RefSeq and is a predicted model, not a curated record. The transcript has 2 exons. The coding region runs from base 1 to 1509 and encodes 502 amino acids.
AUGGCUCCCUCAUCAGCCCUAGAAAGAUAUAUAUGGCCAGCUUUCUAUUGUGGUUGCGCUGGAGCUGGUUUCAUCAUAAUCCCACUUCUUUGGUGGCACAUGAGUGCUCAGUACGGGAGAAACGAGCAGAACAACAAUUGGGACCCAGAUACCGGCGAAUCCAGUGGAGGACCACGCGUGGAUCCUCAGUCUCAAGGCCCCGAUACUUGGAUGGAAUACCUUUUUGGCAAGAAGGAGAACCCCCCUCCUCUUCCGCCUCGCCGGCCUCAACCUGGAACAGCUCCCGAAGGCCCUCCUCGCCCGGAUCCCGCGGAUGUCCCAACUCCCGAGCAGCGUCAAUCUCAGCCUUCAGGCGUUCCCCCUGAUUCUUCUACUCGUUCUCAUCAACCUCCUCCUCUCCCUCCUUCUCCGACACUUCCACUUCACAUUCCUCGAAAUUUGUCGACUUACCCAUGCCUGGAUGUUGCUCGUCAUAUACCGCUUCCUCCGUCUCGGAAUCUGUCUCCUAUCUCAGAGCGCUCAUCCACUCCUUCUACUCCGUCUCCGAUUCUGUCCCCGAAGCAGCCAUCUACUCCUCCUCCUCCGGUCUCGACUUUGUACCCAGAGCCUCCAUGGGCUCCUCACCAACAAGACCGGAUUGGAUUAAGUCGCAUUCCUCCCCAGUCACCAACUCCUGAACGCCCACCUCGCCCGAAUUCCGCGGAUAUUCCAAAUGCUGGGCAGCUUCAGUCUGGUCUUACCUCUGGCUCGUUUACUUGUCUUCGUCAAGAGGCUCCUAAGUCUUCUUCUCCGGAACUUCCACCCCAUGUUCCUGGAGAUUGGGUUCGUGACGAAGUUCGUGAGACACACCAACCUACGCCUCGUCCUCCGUCUCGCGCUCUGUCUACCAUCCCGGAGCACCCAUCCACUCCCACUCAUCCGUACCAUUCUCCGUCUCGUUCCCCAGAGCUUCCACCUCUUCCUCAGCAUCAGCGACAGGAUCCUCCGACUCACAUUCCUCCCCGGACUCCGAACGUUGCUGGAGAAAACUCUGAUUCGCCUAACCGCCCUGGGACUCCGCCGCCCUCGCAUACAUCCUGGCAGCAAAACUCAUCCUCGCCAGGGUCACCCACUCCCGGUGCUAGAAGAGCAAAUCAGCAACGGGAUCGAGAGCGUCGCAGGCGGGUUGGAGGGCAAAGUCGGCGGUGGAAUCCCUAUCCCCAUCGUAUUGAUUCAAUCCAUCCCAACGAUCAGAAUGCUGCAUAUUGGAGCGAAGAAGACUACUCAGAAGAUGAGCCCGAGGAGGUUGACGACGAGGAUAAGCCCGGGGGUGAUGAUGCCAGGGAUGAACCGAAUGGGGAUGAUGACGACGAUGAGCCCAUGGCCGAUGACCCAGAAGAUGAGCCUGUGACGGACAGCCCAGAAGAGGAGCCCAGGGAGGCUCAGGCCGACCAAGAUGAAGCAUUCCAGCGCCGGCCCUCUGAUGCUCGCAAUGACCCACCCGAGAUGCAACGAACCCGAUUCAGGUGA